Messenger RNA from Polyodon spathula (Mississippi paddlefish), 2619 nucleotides. RefSeq names its product bis(5'-adenosyl)-triphosphatase enpp4-like. The record is from RefSeq and is a predicted model, not a curated record. Lineage: Eukaryota; Metazoa; Chordata; Actinopteri; Acipenseriformes; Polyodontidae. The transcript has 4 exons. The coding region runs from base 140 to 1603 and encodes 487 amino acids.
CUCUCUUUCAGCCCUGAUCUUAAUGGACAGAUUGGCUGCCAUUCAGAAGACGUCACGGAACUGUUUAUUUCGAGGAAGUUGUUGCUAAGUUAUUAUAUUAGCAAAGCUAGAUAAAUAUACACUGCUAAGUAAGUUGUGAAUGACCGCGUCGCAGAAGGGUACUACAGCAGAAGAGGAACAAUCAGCAGGAAAAAUGAAGCUGAAAUUCUCCACAAUGCCAGCCUGCUGUUUUUUAAUUCUACUCAUUGUUUUUUCUGGAUUCUCUGCAUGUCAUGGGCAUGGCACUGAGAACGACACUGUUUUGGGGAACAGCACUGUCACCCCGUUACUACUUGUCUCCUUUGAUGGCUUCAGGGCAGAUUACUUAAAGAAGUACAGCUUUCCAAACCUUGAGAAGUUAUUUUCUGAUGGCGUCCUUGUGGACCAUGUCUCUAACGUCUUUAUUACCAAAACUUUCCCCAACCAUUAUAGCAUAGUUACUGGCCGUUAUGCUGAAAGCCAUGGCAUUCUCUCAAGCAGUAUGUAUGAUCCGGACACAAAUAAGACAUUUUCUUUAAGCCAUGAUUCAGACUCGUUUUGGUGGGAGCAGGCCACACCACUCUGGGUAUCCAUUCAGCAGAAAGGUUACAAGAGUGCUGCAGCCAUGUGGCCUGGGACCGAUAUUAAGAUUCACAAUCUGACAGCUUCAUAUUUUUUAAAUUAUCAGCAUAAUGUGCCAUUUCAAGAGAGAGUUGACAACCUUACAAAAUGGCUUAGCCAAGAUUUAGUGAAGUUUGCAACAUUAUACUGGGAGGAGCCAGACUACUCCGGCCACUUCUAUGGGCCAGAUAAUACAAAAGAAAUGACAAAAGCUCUGAAACAAGUGGAUGAUCACAUUGGCUACCUGAUUGACAAACUCAAACAGACGGGGCUAUGGAGCAAUAUUAAUAUCAUCAUUACCAGUGAUCAUGGAAUGGUCCAGUGUUCCCCUGACAGGCUGAUACGGCUUGAUGACUGCAUUGGUCCAAAAAAUUACACCUUGGUGGAUUUUACUCCCGUUUCUGCAAUUUUACCACAGACUAAUGUAACUUACGUCUAUGAUUUGCUGAAGAAGUGUAACCCUCAUAUGAAAGUGUACAUGAAGGAGGACAUUCCAGAUAGGCUUCAUUACAAGAACAAUAGGAGGAUCCAGCCUAUCAUCCUUGUUGCUGACGAAGGCUGGACUAUUGUUCGGAAUGGAUCACUUCCUCGGUUUGGCGAUCAUGGCUAUGACAACACUUUACCCAGCAUGCACCCCUUUCUGGCAGCCCAUGGCCCUGCCUUUCGGAAGGGCUACAGACUGACCAGCAUCAACACCGUGGACAUCUACUCAUUAAUGUGCCAUCUGCUGAGACUGGAAGAGCAACCCAACAAUGGCACUUUCACCAACACAAAGUGUAUGCUUGCCAGCCAAUGGUGUGUUAACCUUCCAGAAGUCAUAGGGAUAGUCAUUGGUGUCUUUAUGGUGCUGACCACUCUAACAUGCCUGAUUAUCAUCAUGAAGAACAAAGGGUCAUCCUCGUCUCGCUCCUUUGCACGCCUAGAGCUGCAGGAAGAUGAUGACGACGAUGCAUUAAUUGGGUAGAAUGCAUUCGGGGGUCCUGUCAAAUAGAAAAAAAAAAAGUCUUAUUUUACCAUUAAUAUUACUGUUUUACCUCAUUCUAAUAAAUUGAUAUUUAAACCCCCACAUAAGCACAGUACAAUCGCAAAAGCCAGUUACACACCUGAAUUUGAGUGGUGUAACUUGGGAUUCUAAUGGGCUGAAAUACAAGGUAUUUCAAAACAUCCUGGCCCACUACAUGAUAUACUGUGCCAUUGACGAACAUUAUUUUUUCACCUGCAACAAGACAAAAGAAGCAUAAAAUCACUGUGGGCCAGGACUUUUGAAACACUUUGUAUAUAUUGGGUUAUGUUGGGGGAUAAUUUAAUUUCUAUUUAUAAAUGAAACUAAUACCCAUGGGACACCAUGUGGACCGAUUUUAACAAUUUGGAGAUCUUUUAAUCCAUCAAUAUAGUAAAAACAAACCAGAAAAUUGUAAUAAUAAUAAUACUUGCUACCUGUUACUGUAUAUCUUCCUGUGACAGGUUACCCAUAUUCUCCCAGCAGAGAUUAUUUUAACCCAUAAUAAUUUCAUUGUAAUCAUUGUAAUCAAAGAUAAUUAAAUCCAGUUUGUGAAUUUGGAAACUGCCUAUGUCAGGAGUCGUCACAUUGGAGCAACUGAUGUAAUCUAGGGAAUCGGAUCUUUGAAAUGAAAAUGUCCUUCUUUCUGAGUUGUUUUAGAGCUUUCAGUCCUGUAAUUGAAAUGCACUUUUACCCACCAGUAACCAAACAUACAUUAAAAUGGCUUCAGUUUUUCAGUUUGCACUGCAGAACAACCGAUAGUUCAGUCUUACACACUUUCCUUGUGUUCUUAACUUACCGAUGAUGUCACAAGCCAAUUUAUUUAAAUAUCCUACAUGGUUGUGCCAAGAGUUUAACUUCUUACUUAAGGAAUUAAAAUAUAUUGUAGAGGUUGUUUGUAAGUCUGAAAUAUCCGUAACUCUGAAAAUUUGUUUAAUGUGUACACCUGCUAUCUACACCCUUAAUCUGGUGAAUAAUAA